CAGUACCUUGCCUCCUGCUAUAGGCCAGUUCUUGGACAAGGCCAUUGUCCUGACCUGGUCAAGCAUGUAAAGUAAUUUCCAGUACCUGGUAGCAUUCAUGGACUUGUCCUCAUGACUAUCCCCACCCUUUGCUCUAUAUAAUUCUUUGGUGCCUGCCAAGUACAAUGGGGAUACAUUUUGUUUUGCUCUCACCCAGGAGGAGCCUUGUAUCUAAUAGAGUAACUUGGCAGUAUAAGUGAGGCUGGGGACUAAGCACUGUGGCCCAGGGCAGGAAGUAUCCUGUACUCACCAAAGGACGAGUUGACUGUCAUCUCAGAGGCCAAGGGCUGACAGCAUCAUGCAUCCCUGGUUAGCCUUCACAAGCCUCAUACUACUUUGGACAGAUGCUGUAGUUUCUCAAGUACAAGUAAGCGGAGUGGUGGGUCAGCCUGUCACGCUACCCUGCACCUACUCAACAGCUAGUGAAGUCACAACCAUGUGCUGGGGCCGAGGGGGAUGUCCUCGGUCCGUAUGCUCAGAUCAACUCAUCUGGACUGAUGGAUAUCGUGUCACCUUUCAGAAGAACAUGCGUUAUGAGCUAAAUGGAAUCAUUCCGAAAGGGAAUGUAUCUUUAACCAUAAAGAAUGCACAACAAUCCGACAGUGGCACAUAUUGCUGCCGUAUUGAGCACUCAGGGUGGUUUAAUGACAAGAAAGUCAACAUAUUAUUGGAAAUAAAGCCAGCGCCACCUAAGACCACCAGUGUUCCAACAUCACCUAGGGUGUCUACCUCUGCUCCUACAACGCCAGCAACCACACUGAACCUCACGACAGCUCCAUCUGAGGUCACUAAUGUUCCAAUAUCACCUAACAUCUCUACCUCCACUCCUACAACAUCAGCAACCACACUGAACCUCACGACAGAAAAUAUUUCAUCUUCUCCAGUGCAGACGACAGAAACCCAGCCUACCACUCCACAGAAAACAUAUACGACCAGCUUACAAUCGAACUCUUGCCUAACGGAUGGGAAUGGCACUGUGGCACAGCCUUCAGAUGGCGGUUGGCAAUACAAUGAAACUCUCGUGUGCCUGGAACAAACUCCACAGCUGACCACCAAUGAGGCAUUCUACGCUGGAAUCUCUAUCACCGCCAUGAUAUUGCUCACUAUUUUGGCUGCUGUAAUUUCCAAAAAAUAUUUAUGCACAAGAAAAAAGGUGUUACAAAUAAGCAAGGUUUCAUCAAAUGACUUGAAGAAUGGAGCUUUGGAAAAUGCAACUGUGGUGCACUACCGAGCAGAUGAGAAUAUCUACUUUGAGAACAAUGUUUAUGACACGCAUUAAGAUCCAGUGGCUCUCUAGGGCUUUGUGCCCUUAACUGCAGAAGACAGUGACCAUGUAACAGCAUGUCAGAGUCUUUUUAAGUUCCAGGAUGAUUUUUUUUUUUUUUUUUUUGGUCAUUUGCCCAUGUCAGUGGUGUUGGGUAGAGUGUGUCUAGCUCUUCUACUUGUGUAGUCAGCCUCGUUAGUAAUAUAGUCCUCAUUGUUUAUAUUGAACCAGCUCAGCCUUUCUGGUUAUGGCAGUGCUCUCUCCCAAAUAUGAAAUGAACACUUCAGAGAUGUAUAUUCUCUUUAGAUAUUAUGAAUCCUGCAUCCAUCAAGAAUUAUCACUGGGGAGACAAGAAAACUUCACCUUGGUCAUCGAAGCUCUCAAGAAGAGUUAAUUAGGACUUAAAAUUAACAAAUCUAAUUCAGUACUUAAAUGACUUUACUUGGAAGCAUUUCAUGAUUAUCUCUUAUUUUUUAUCUUGCAACUUCAAGUAUUACAUUUCUUAGGUCCCCCAAGGUUUUUAAAUCAUGGCAAUGCACAAGUUUUUAUUUCCCUCAUAGGGAAAUUAAGUCAGUGUGAUUUCACCAGUAGAUUUUUUUUUUAAUGACUCUGAACACAUAAGGUUUUAAAUGCUUUCCCUGGGACUAGGAUGGGUAUUGUAGCAGUUAAAAGAAGCUGGGACAGUGUGUGGACCAAUUAGAUCGCAGGGUAAGAAAUCUGUUGCUAUGUAACUUAACACAUGUAUCUGUGUCUGCUAUAUCUGUGCCAUAGUUCAGGCACUUAUGUAGACAACCGUCAGGGAAUCUAAACUAAUUUUUAGAAUGAUGUAAGGCAGAGAUAGAUAAAGGAAAAAAAAGGGGAGAGAAUAGGGAAAAAGACUUUCUGAGUUAGAAAAGCAAGUUUGCACAUAUAACUGAAAUUCUAAAUUGUCCCCAAAUGACUUUGAUUUUUAAAAUUGUUUUGCAAGGAUGAAGUUUUUUGUUUUUAUGUCACAUCAAUUUCAGUGCUAUUCCUUUUCUGCAAUUGAAUUUUUGGUUUUACCAAGAGAGUUAAACAAAAGUUAAGGAUAGUUUUAGCCACCAGAAACAUUUCUGUAUGAAGAGUUAACAAGGCUGGAUAUUAAUUUCAAUUUGAUUUAACCCUGAAAUAAUUCAUGCUUGUGGUUCAGAGCUACUGAAACCAUUAUGGUCUAGGAGAGCAGUCUGCAGAAUUCUAAGAAAUUAAUAGUACCACUGAAUAAAGGUUAUAUGGACAAAUAAGAAUGUGAUGCAUUGUGUUAGGUUUCCAACUGAGGCAAAGCUAGACUGGUCUAAAAAAUUUGGUACAAACUGUAGUGUUUUUCUUUUAAAUUCAAGACAACAUGCAUGACCAUGGAGUUUUCAGAUUAAAGCCCAGAUUUGUAGCUUCUCUGGAAUGUCCUGGCAACAUUGGACUGCAGUUGAUGCAAUCAGGACCCCAUUAGAUGGCAUUUCAUCCCCUUAGCGCCCCCCGCCCUCCCCCGCCCCAGUCCUUGCCUUGCCUGCAUGUGCAUGUUUGUUACCUACUUUGUGACUUUUGUGGGCCUUUGGAUUUAUGACGCCUGCUCUAUUCCCUGUACCUUUCCUGGAGAUUUACGAUGACACAUUAAAGAAAUCUGGUUAACUUUGUUUAAUCCAGCAUUUCCAAAACGCGUUUGAAACCCAUGAGCGCAGUGACUACUAGCUUGCCCAGUAGCAUUCUGUGAAACAAUAUGCGGGGGCCUGGAGAAAGCAGGUGACGCAGAAUUAGAACCAGGACUUGAGUUCUAAUCCUAACUCUUAACAAUAACACUGAUGACAUUAGGGCAAACUUUUUGAUGCCAACAUUUUUCCAUCUGUUAGAGAUCAUUAUUUCCAUACCUACUUCAGAGCGUAUGACAUGUUACUUGUGAACGUCUCCAAAGUGAAAAUCACUACAGAAAUGCAAGUGGUUUUUUUUAGUUGAGUUUGUAGUACUAGCAGAUCUAGUAUUAGUGCUCAGUAGAUAAUUUCAAGUGUUGCUUUCGUUAGUCUCUUGCUAUAUAGAACAUCUUUUUUUUUUUUAAUCUUUGAAUAUUUCUUUUAUGGAAAACUUUAUUGGGUAAUUUUUUCUUUCAUUUUAUGCCAUAGAAAAUAAUUGUCAAUAACCAAGAAGAAAGGAAGGGAAGGUAUUUGGUGAAUAUUAAAUUCUGGUUUUUAAAUAUAUCAAUCUUGUAGAAUGUUUCAAAUUUUCCAUUUUUUACAAUCUGUCUUGGGACAUUAGGACACAGGUAUAAUUAAGAACAUCUAUUUAAACUUGGGAAAUUUUAUACAUCUUUAAGUAGUAGCAGAACCAAUCGUUCACUGAUGGCUGUGAAGAUAAUUUUGUGAGUGUGCCAAAGUGUGAGGGUAUCCUAGUUUCAUUAUGUGUUCACUGUCCAAUAAACAUGAUUUUCAUUUUCCUUUUGAAAA
Pteropus alecto (black flying fox) is the source of this 3750-nucleotide messenger RNA. It is a transcript of the gene HAVCR1, whose product is annotated as hepatitis A virus cellular receptor 1. The record is from RefSeq and is a predicted model, not a curated record. Gene Ontology annotation, cellular component: cell surface. Lineage: Eukaryota; Metazoa; Chordata; Mammalia; Chiroptera; Pteropodidae. Gene Ontology annotation, molecular function: phosphatidylserine binding; virus receptor activity. Bases 338 to 1318 code for a protein of 326 amino acids. The transcript is spliced from 11 exons. Gene Ontology annotation, biological process: positive regulation of mast cell activation; phagocytosis, engulfment.